AUGCCUGCAGGCAGUCAGUCGAAGGUCAAAGCAAAGCUGUCCCACCAAAAGCAGCUCUACGAGGCGGUGCGCACAGACCGCAACCUUUACUCGAAGAAGCUGGUCGAAUCGCAGGAUGAGAUUGCCGAGAUGAAGCGAAAGUUCAAGAUCAUGUCGCACCAGAUCGAGCAGUUGAAAGAGGAGAUCAAAGAGAAGGAGGAGCGACUCAAGCGGGGCCACCAUGCGCACAACCGCAUGCAGAAAGAGUGCGAGUUUUUCAAAGACCAGAUGGAGAGGGCGAAGCGGAAGGAGCAGACGCUGAAAAGCCACAAGGAGACUCAGCAGGCGGAGAUUAAGAAGCUUGAGUCGAGGAUCCUUGAAGAGGAGGACAGACGGAAGCAGCAGAAGAAGAAGUACGAGGAGACCAUCAGCGAGCGAGACGUGCUCGGUACACAGCUCAUCCACCGGAAUGACGAGCUCGCGCUGCAGUAUGAGAAGAUAAAGAUCCAGCAGCGGACGCUCCAAAACGGGGAUCUAGCCUUCAAGCAGCGGCUAGAGGAGGCCAGGGCCCUGGGCGUCAAGGAGGCGCAGCUGAAGCGCGAGCUCCACAUCGGGAAGCAGCAGGUGUUGAACAUCGACGACCUCAAGCGGCAGGCGUGUUCCAGCUACAGAGGGAACUCCUCCAGGUGCAACGCGCUGCUCCUGGCACUCCUCCCUCCGCUUCUGGCGGCGCAGCAGGUGGAUCCAAGGGGUGACGAGGACACGAGAAAUGCCGGCAUACGCAUCUCGAACAACGGUGAAGACGAAGCCCAGUUUGCCGUCUUGGACGGAAGAUGGCGUUGGCUUUACACCUCCGAGAGCAAGGAUUGCGGCAGCGCCGCCGUCCGUGGUGCGGCGGCCCUUGAAAGGUGCUACUUGCAGGGGCUGAGUGCCACCAGAUAUGCGGAAGCAUAUGGAGUGGAGGUGGGUGUUCCAAACAACCGGGCCAUCACCAUGCGCUUUGCCACCAAGGAUGCGAAUGCCCCAUCACCGAACUACGGCUCCCGUAUCUACCUCACGGACGGAAAGGGCUACACGUUGUUCGCGCCCAUGGGCGGAGAUAUCGCUUUUGACGUGGACGUGAGCCAGGUCCCUGCAGGAAUGAACGCCGCAGUCUACCUGGUGUCAAUGGACCGGUAUGGGAACCUCAACUCCGUCAGCCCCGAUGGCGUGAUGAACACCGCAGGUUGGAUGCGAGGCCUUGGCUACUGCGAUGCGCAGUGCCCGAAGGACCUGAAAUUCGUCCAAGGUCAAGGCUACAACAAGGACCACAAGCUCGCUUCGUGCUGCCCGGAGAUGGACCUCUUUGAGGGCAACCGCUUCGUGCAGGCUGUCACGGCUCACCCGUGCAAGCUGGCUAAGGAGAGCGUUUGCGACUCCGAGACCGUGGAGGAUUGCAAAGCAGCCUGCGACAGUGCGGGCGCCGACAUCAACACUUUCCGCGAGUCAGGCCCGGGCCACGCGCUCUUCGACAUGGUGGACGUGUCCCAGCCGUUCAAGAUCAACACGACCUUCGUGACGGACAACGGGGCUGCCAACGGCACGCUGGUGGACAUCGUCCAGAUCCUCAGCCAGAAUGGGGUGACGAAGGCCCGGCUGUCGAUGGCCGAGCGCUUCCUGAACCCCAGGGGCGAGGGCUUUAGGCCAUACGACGACUUCACGCAGGUCUACGGUGGCCUGAAGCAGAUGGGUGAGGCCCUCCGUCGCGGCAUGGUGAUGGUGCUGGCGCUCUGGGCGGAUCCUAGUGGCAACAUGAACUGGUUGGACUCCUGCCACACGAACAAGACGGAUUACGACUGCUCGCUGCACGAAAAGUUCGAUGCGUCCGUGUGGACACAGGCUGUGCAUGCGCAUGUCUCCGUUUGGGACUUUGGAAUGCUCGGCUGUCAGCAGCUUCCUUCAUGUAAAGCCGACGCGGUGAAGCCGGGCAUCUGGCGAGGGCCCGCGGACUACUACCCGGACUACGCCGCUCGGCCCCACCUGGUCGGUGCGCUGUAA
Messenger RNA from Symbiodinium natans, 2016 nucleotides. The record is from the annotation of a GenBank genome assembly. NCBI's taxonomy places the organism in Eukaryota, Dinophyceae, Suessiales, Symbiodiniaceae.